GCCGCCAGCGGCUCCGAGCGCCGGAAGGGCCGGGUCUCAGGGCUCCUGGAGCUGCAGGCGGCGGGAGGGGCUACAAGUGGGUCCGUUUUUUGUAUCUUUUUUCCUCCUUAUCUUGGCUCAUCCCCAAAAGCGGAAAGUUUAGGGCAGAGCGACAAUCAGACCCAUCCACUAUGCCCCAACACGUGCAGGGCUGCGAGGGCUCCCGUUCCUCCCGGGACCCCAAGCGGUUUCUGGUACGCCUGUUUGGACGUAUCUUCCCAGAGUGAAAGUUGAUGUUUAGCCGUUCCGAAGUUGGUGCUUUGUGGGAAGGAGAACAGCGGGAAAGCCGUAAGGAACGCAGGCUUCCUGACAUGCUUGACUCAGUGAUGCAGAACCUUUCAGAGUUAGCUGGAAGCCACAGCCCUGCCUCUUGAUGCAGCCUGGAUCCAGCCGGUGUGAAGAGGAGACCCCUUCCCUCUUGUGGGGUUUGGAUCCUGUGUUUCUAGCCUUUGCAAAACUCUACAUCAGGGAUAUCCUGGACAUGAAGGAGUCCCGCCAGGUGCCAGGUGUAUUUUUGUACAAUGGACAUCCAAUAAAACAGGUAGAUGUCUUGGGAACUGUCAUUGGAGUGAGAGAAAGAGAUGCUUUCUACAGUUAUGGAGUGGAUGACAGCACUGGAGUUAUAAACUGCAUCUGCUGGAAAAAGUUGAAUACUGAGUCUGUAUCAGCUGCUCCAAGUGCAGCAAGAGAGCUCAGCUUAACCUCACAACUUAAGAAGCUACAAGAGACCAUUGAGCAGAGAACAAAGAUAGAGAUUGGGGACACGAUCCGAGUCAGAGGCAGUAUCCGCACAUACAGAGAAGAGCGAGAGAUUCAUGCCACCGCUUACUAUAAAGUGGACGACCCAGUGUGGAACAUUCAAAUUGCAAGGAUGCUUGAGCUGCCCACUAUCUACAGGAAAGUUUAUGACCAGCCUUUUCGCAGCUCAGCCCUAGAGAAAGAAGAGGCACUAAGCAAUCCAGGCGCCCUGGACCUCCCCAAUCUCACGAGUUUGCUGAGUGAAAAAGCCAAAGAAUUCCUCAUGGAGAACAGAGUGCAGAGCUUUUACCAGCAGGAGCUGGAAAUGGUGGAGUCUUUGCUGUCCCUUGCCAAUCAGCCUGUGAUUCACAGUGCCUGCUCCGACCAAGUGAAUUUUAAGAAGGACACCACUUCCAAGGCAAUUCAUAGUAUAUUUAAGAAUGCUAUACAACUGCUGCUGGAAAAAGGACUUGUUUUCCAGAAAGAUGAUGGUUUCGAUAACCUAUACUAUGUAACCAGAGAAGACAAAGACCUGCACAGAAAGAUCCACCGGAUCAUUCAGCAGGACUGCCAGAAACCAAAUCACAUGGAGAAGGGCUGUCACUUCCUGCACAUCUUGGCCUGCGCUCGCCUGAGCAUCCGCCCGGGCCUGAGCGAGGCUGUGCUGCAGCAAGUUCUGGAGCUCCUGGAGGACCAGAGUGACAUUGUCAGCACAAUGGAGCACUACUACACAGCGUUCUGAGCAGAGACACGCAGACCAGCUGAGGAGGACAAAGAUAAGGCUCUGAGAGUGUUUCACGGGUUUACCAGAGAAAAUGGCCUCUGGAGACUGCAACGUGGGAGAACUGGAAUUUCAGACAGAAACUGAAUGCAUGUGGCUUAAAAGACAAAGAAGCACCAAGUGAAAAGUAGUCAAAAUCAUAUUCCUUCAGGGAAUGAAUUUUCUUGGAUCUGUGUUCAUCCUUUAUGGCUUUAUUAGUCAUUGCGAAAGCCCUUUUGGGGUUGCUAAGCUGCCAGCAGGGUGCUGUUCCUGGAGGAUUACCUUGAGCAACAAGCCCCAAAAAGCAGCCCAGGCGGGUAUGUCAGCAGGGAGGCUGUCCUGGCAACACUGCUGUCCAAGGGGAGAGGCCAACGCCCUACCCCUCAGGUUUGAGGCCAGAGGAAAAGAACCAACCUGGAGAUUCUGCAAUUCUGUUUUCUGUUAAGGUUGCUUUGGCCGUUUAGGGUUUUUCAUGAAGGACAGAAACAGGUCCAUUCCUUGAAGGCAGAAAGAAGUUUUUACUGCCCCUGCACUUGACAAUGUUUAAUUACAUUUGCCACUUGAAGCAGAGUUGAAAAUAUCUUCCUUUUUUUCUGUUUGAGAGUCUUGCUGUGCAUCCCCCAGGCUGGCUGGAGUGCAGUGGCAUGAUCUCGGCUCACUGCAACCUCCGCCUCCUGGCUCCUGGGUUCAAGCGAUUCUCCUGCCUCACCCUCCUGAGUAGCUAGGACAACAGGAGCACACCACCAUGUCCAGCUAGUUUUUGUAGAAAUGGGGUUUCACCAUGUUGGCCAGGCUGGUCUCAAACUCCUGACCUCAAGUGAUCUGCCCACCUCAGCCUCCCAAAGUGCUGGGAUUAUAGGCAUGAGCCACCACACCCAGCUGAAAAUAUCUUCCCUUUGAGACUUGGUGGCCAGCUGUUGAUUUCAUACUGGCAUGGCCUCAGACAAUCUAUGAUAUAAGAAAGAUAGUUAAAGUAAAAUCAACCCAGUAUUAAUUACUUAAUAAUAACUAAUGAACAGUUAUGCACCAAUAACUCAGCAAAUUUAAAUCUACCCAUAAGCCCAACUGGGUAGAUACUAUCGUCAUUCCCAGUUUACAGGUGAAGAAAUAGAAGCUGAGAAACUAACUUUCCCAGGGGCAUAUAUUUAGUAAACUGGAAAACCCAGGCUUCUACCUAGUGAGUUCAACCACUAGGCUUUAAUUGCUUUCAGGAUCAGAGAAGUCUGUUCUCUGGUAGCUUUAAACUAUGAACCCAAUACAGAGUGUCUACAAAUUUGGGCUGAUAUAUAAAUGUUAUUUUUGCCACAGUUGAGGCUGCACCGAGGACACACUUCUGGUGAUGAAUGGCAUAUGAGGGCGCUGGGCUGAGUGGGUGGGGUGACAUCACAUCACACCCGUGACAAAGAGGAAGCAGGUAUUUACUGAAGAUGCGGGAGCCCUGGGUCAGGGCAGUAAGCAUUCCUACAUAAACAACUGUGCAGUCCCACAGGGAGACCAAGAGAAUGGUGCAGUAGCCUCCGAGGAUUUUUAUUUGGUUCAUACAGUGUUGGUCUUUCCAGGCUUUUUUUUUUAAUAUUAAAAAAUAGUUGAUUUUAAUUAUGAAAUAUUUCAAACACACAAAAUAAUAAAGCAGAUACCUAGUAUCACUGAGAUGAAACAGCUGUUAAUAUUUUCCCCUGACUGGGCGAGGUGGCUCACACCUGUAAUCCCAGCACUUUGGGAGGCCAAAGCAGGAGGAUUGCUGGAGCCCAGGAGUUCAAGACCAGCCUGGGCCACAUAGUGAUAUCUCAUCUCUACUAAAAAUUUAAAAAAUUAGCCAGGCGUGGUGGCAUGGUCCUGUAGUCCCAGCUACUUGGGAGGCUGAAGUGGGAGGAUCACUUGAGCCUGGGAGAUCAAGGCUGUAGUGAGCUAUGACUGUGCCACUGCACUCCAGCCUGUGCAACAGAGCAAGACCCUGUCUCAAAAAAAAAAAAAAAAAAAAUAGAAAGAAAGAAAGAAAUCCCCCUAUAUGCUUCAGCCCUCUAUCUCUUUGAAGAAACAUGUUAGAAAUACACAUAAGGCCAACCCUGUUCCUUUCCUGCCUCUGCCCCUAGAGGUAAUAACUGUCACGUGUAUCAUUCCCAUGCAGGUUUUUUUUCUUUUUUAUUGUGGCAUAACUUACAAGUGGUAAGUUGUACAAAUUUUAAUGAUACAGUUUGAUGAAUUUUUGCUUACGCUAUACCUGGAUGAUGAAUUUUUACAUGUGUAUACACCUAAAACAAGGCAGAGAUCAAGAUACUGAACAUGUCCAGCACCACCUCAGAGAGCUCCUUUGCUUCACAUUAUUUCAAAAAUAAGCAGAUGGAGGUGCCAACAUUUGAAAGUUUUAAAAUCUAGAGACUUAAUGUAAAAAUUCAAAUUUCUGGCUCUUGAAGUUUUGGAAAAUAUGACCACAUUAAGCUCACAUUCUAGCAUGGGGACAGAGUGGCAACUGCCCACUGUUGAUACAGCAUGAGUGCCCCAAUUUGCCUACUAUGCCUGCCAUGCCCUGUGGGUAUAUCCAGCCCACUGCAUUCACUUACAGAACCUGAAAGGUGCCACUCUAUUUGUAAAAUUUCAAAAGUGCCACGAAUAAAAAUGUAGAGAACAAUUACCUUAGCUAUCUUUAGGAAGGCAGAGUUUGAGAAAAAGUGUCCUCCUCCCCACCUGCUAAUGACUUAGGAAGCUGCUGACAAUGUCAUAAAAUAAAAAGGAAUCAGAUUCUCUAGGUCCAUGCUACUCAAAGUGUGGUCCUCGAAUCAGCAGCAUCAGCAGCAUCCAGGAGCUUGUUAGAAAUGCAGAAAGCUCAGUGCCUUCCCACACACGUAUGAGUUUGCUAGGGCUGCCAUAACUAAGUAUCACACACUGGGCGGCUUACACAACAGAAAGGUAUUUUCUCACAGUUCUGGAGGCCAGAAGUCCAAGAUCAAGGUGUCAGCAGGGUUUGUUUCUUCUGAGGCCUCUCUCCUGGGCUUGUAGAUGGCUACCUUCUCACCUUCUCCCUAUGUCUUCACAUGGUCUUCCCUCUGUAUCUAUCCUCCUUUUUUUUUUUUUUUUUUUUGAGACGGAGUCUCGCUCUUGUCACUCAGGCUGAAGUGCAGUGGCACGAUCUCAGCUCACUGCAACCUCUGCCUCCUGGGUUCAAGCGAUUCUCCUGCCUCAGCCUCCUGAGUAGCUGGGAUUACAGGCGCCCGCCAGCACACCUGGCUAAUUUUUGUACUUUUAUUAGAGACAGGGUUUCAUCAUGUUGGCCAGGCUGGUCUUGAACUCCUGACCUCAGGUGAUCCACCCGCCUCGGCCUCCCAAAGUGCUGGGAUUACAGCCGUGAGCCACCACACCCAGCCUCAUCUUCUAUUCUUAUGAGCACACCAGUCCUAUUAGAUUAGGACCCACUCUUAUGACCUCAUUUAACCUUAAUUACCUCUUUAAAGACCCUGUCUCCAAAUACAGUCACAUUAUGAGGUGGGGGAUUAUGAUUUCAACAUAUGAAUUUUGAGGGGUAUGACCAGGCAUGGUGGCUCAUGUCUGAAAUCCCAGCACUUUGGAAGGCCAAGGUGGGCAGAUCACUUGAGCUCAGGAGGUCAAGACCAGCCUGGGCAACAUGGCAAAACCCCAUCUUUACAAAAAUACAAAAAAUUAACUGGGCGUGGUGGCGUGCAUCUAUGGUCCCAGCUACUCAGGAGGCUGAGGUGGCAGAAUUGCUUGAGCCCAGGAGGUGGAGGUUUCAGUGAGCCGAGAUCCUGCCACUGGCAACAGAGCCAGAUCCUGUCUCAGAAAAAAAAAAAAAAAAAAAAAUGAGGGGUAGACACAGUUUGGCCCAUGACACCUACUAAAUCAGGAUUUAUAUUUUAACAAGACCCCCAAGGGACUUGUGAGCACAUUAAAGUUGGAGAAGGGCCAGGCACUGUGGCUUAUGCCUGGAAUCCCAGUACUUUGGGAGGCCAAGACAGAAGGAUUGCUUGAUCCCAGAAGUUCAAGACCAGCCUGGACAACAUAGUGAGACCCCAUUUCUAAAAGAAAAAAAAAUUAGCUGUGUGUAGUGGUGCAUGCCUGUGGUCCCAGCUACUCAGGAGACUGAGGCAGGAUAAUCACUUGAGCCCAGGAAGCCGAGGCUACAGUGCGUCAAGAUCGUACCACGGCACUCCAGCCUAGGUGAAAGAGGAAGACCCUGUCUCAAAAAACAAACAAACAAACAAAAAGUUGGAGAAGCUUGUCCAGAUCUGCUCCCUGGUAAAUAAAACACUAGUGGGUCCGACUAGGAAUGGGGAGGAGAGAAAGGAGAGGCUGCAAUGAUUUAUUUAGAUGAACUUUCUCUCCAGUCCAUAGGUCUGAGAGAGUGGAAAUACUGGGAAACUUGAGGCCAGUUCCCUCCUGAGUGGGAGUCCCUGCUUCUCGUUGCGGAGCAGGGACCCUCUGCACUUUGGGGCAUGUGAGCAGGUUAACAGGUACAGAUUGAUGAACCAAGUGGAUAUGAAUCAGCCCACAGGAGCUAAGAGGAGCCUCCUUCUGAAAAUAGGUUGGAAUGCUGGAAAUGUGGCUGCUUUUAGCAAAAAGCUCAUUUUUACCUAAUCACCAUCUGUAGAUUUCCUCUUUUAAGGUGCAAAGCAAGUCUCUUGGAUUUCCUGGAAUGGGGACCAGGAAGAUAUUACCCUGUAUUCCUCUUCACUCUUCACAAGCCCAUUUUUCACCUCUGUCAUAGGCCUGAUGCUAUGGCGACAGUUGCCAUAGAGAUACUCCUAUGCCUGGUUGACGCUAAUCCAUACCCAUAAUGGUCAAUCAUAUGGUUUAAACUAGAGAUUUUCAAGCUGUAUCUCAUAAAACUGUAAGGUGCUUCCAGGAUUUCACAAACAUUUUAUUCAUAUAGCAAUUAAAUAUAUGUGUCUUGCUGUGUUGCCCAGGCUGGAAUGCAGCGGCUAUUCACAAGCACUAACAUAGCACACUAUAGCCUUGAACUCUGGGGCUCAAGCAAUCCUCCUACCCCAACCUCCCAAGUAGCCAGGGACUACAGAUGUGUGCCACCAUGCCCAGUACAACUAAAAGCAUUUUAAAUUUAUUUUUAAAUGACAGUGUAAACAACAUCAAACCAUAUUUAAUAUAGUAUUUGAACUAAAAUGUGAAUAUCCAAAUUUUGGUCUAACAGAGUAGAGUGAUUUGUAGAAGGCUAACCCCUCCUACAGAUCAUAAUUACAAACUCUGGACAAGGUGAAAAUAAAAAGCUGUUUGAUGCCACUGGACAAUGACCAGACUAAAGGAAGGGGACUUAUUCCUUGAAAGAAGGAAGAUCCACACUUGUAUGACUUUCCCCUAAGGGCAGCCAUUCUUGAACUUUAGUGUAUAUUAGAAUCCCAGAGGAAGAUAACAGACUCCAGUCUCUACAACAUACCAUUUAAAUGUUCACUAUAUAAAAAUUAUUAGAUAUGUGAAGAAAGAGAGAAAUGGGACCCAUAAUCAAGAGAUAUACUAGUCAAUAGAAACAGACUCACAGACAACUCAGAUGUCAGAACUGGCAGAGAAGGGCUUUAAAAUACCUUUGAUAAAUGUGUUAAAGAGUCUUUGGAAAAGAUGCAUAUACUGGGUAAAGAGAUGGGAAAUUUAGAAGAGAUCAGGAAACUGUAAAAAAUAACUAUGUGCAAAUCCUAGAACUGAAAAACAUACUAUCUGAAAAGUGAAUCUCUUGCUUCACAUCCUCACUCCCAUUCCAACCUUCUGCCCUGGAGUUAAACAUCUGUAGUAGUCUUUGGUUAUAAAUGAUAAAGAUCUUACUCCAGCUUAUGCCAAGGUGGUAAGGUAUAAGAGAGAAUACCUAAUGAAACCGUGGGGAGGGAUAGAGUGGCACUGGUUUAGGGUCAAUUGGCCCUAGGAAUCCAAAUGCUGGGAAGAUGCACUUGUUUCUCUCUCUUCCUGCCUCUGAGAUUUGGCUGUAUCCUCUCUCACUGUGAACAUUAUCCUCUGUGUUGUCAGAGAGAUGGCUGGGGUCAGCUCUGGGCUCAUAGCUUCACAGCUCUGAGAGGAAAGAGGUUCUCUUCCCACAGCACCAGUUAGAAAAGUCCCAAGGAGGGUGUCUGAUUAGUCCAGUAUGUGUUACAGGUGCAUGCCACCAUGCCCAGGUAAUUUUUGUAUUUUUAGUAGAGACGGGGUUUCACCAUGUUGGCCAGGAUGGUCUCGAACUCCUGACCUCAUGAUCCACCUGCCUUGGCCUCCCAAAGUGCUAGGAUUACAGGCAUGACCCACCGUGCCCCGCCUAUUUUAUUUCAUUUUUUGAAACAGGAUCUCACUAUACUGCCCAGGCUGGUCUCAAAUUCCAGAACUCAAGCAAUGCUGAGUAGCUGGAAUUACAGGUGCUCACCACCAUGCCAGCUUUUCCUGUCCAUCUUAAUACUUUUACCACAGAUGUAUGUAUCCCUAAAAUAUGUAUAUUAUGUAUAGUAUUGUUCUUUAUGUUUAACAUUUAUAUAAACGGUAUACUGUCCAUAUCUUUCUGCAACUUGCAUUGUUUUUACUCACCAGAAUCUAAGAGGUGAUUGCUGAUUUGUUUAGUUUUAUUUCAUUCAUUCUUUUCUUUUUUAUUGAGGUAUCACAUCCAUACAUUGAAUACACAACUCUAGUGCCCAGCUCAAAACCGCCACCCAGAUCAAGGUGGAGACCGUUUCCAGCACCCCGCAGUCUCUGUGCCCCUCCCAGCUCAUACCUCUCAGAGGCAACCACUGUCCUGACCUCUAGCACCAUCAAUUAAUUUUGUCUGACUUGAACUUUAUAUAAGUGGAAUCACACAGUAUGUACCCUUUGAGUGUGUCUUUUAUUUUUGGUACAAUAUUGUGUCUGUGAGCUUCAUCCAGUGUGUUGCAUGAGGCAGUAGUUUUGUCUUUGUCAUGGGUAUAUAGUGUUCUGUUGUGUGAAUAUAACAUUUGUGAUAUUGUGAAAUAUAUUUGGCCUUAGUCCUCUGUUCUUGACAUAAAACUCCUAAAAUAUUUGGUAUCUUCAAA
Molecule: messenger RNA, 8538 nt
Organism: Pongo pygmaeus (Bornean orangutan)
Lineage: Eukaryota; Metazoa; Chordata; Mammalia; Primates; Hominidae
Gene: STN1
Product: STN1 subunit of CST complex
Exons: 11
Coding region: 413-1519 (368 amino acids)
Biological process (GO): telomere capping
Cellular component (GO): CST complex
Molecular function (GO): single-stranded telomeric DNA binding
Source: RefSeq, a predicted model, not a curated record